Molecule: messenger RNA, 1212 nt
Organism: Suillus subaureus
Lineage: Eukaryota; Fungi; Basidiomycota; Agaricomycetes; Boletales; Suillaceae
Product: Alpha/Beta hydrolase protein
Exons: 8
Coding region: 1-1212 (403 amino acids)
Biological process (GO): epoxide metabolic process
Molecular function (GO): epoxide hydrolase activity
Source: RefSeq, a predicted model, not a curated record
AUGUCGUCUGAAACUCCCUUUCAAAUCAACAUCCCCGACAGGAAACUUAGUAUCCUUCGUGCUAAACUUGAGCUCGCUACUUUCCCGGACGAACUUCAGGACAUCGGAUGGAAGCACGGCGCGCCUCUGGCGGAUAUGAAGCGGCUCGCGGAGAGGUGGAGAAAUGGGUACGACUGGCGCAAAUAUGAAAAGGAAUUAAACCAAGAACUGCCGAUGUUUACUCGCGAUAUUGACGUGGAUGGUUUCGGCGCGCUGAAUAUUCACUAUGUUCACAAGAAGAGCAAAACUGUUGACGCCAUUCCGCUGUUGUUUUGCCAUGGAUGGCCUGGAAGUUUCUUGGAAAUUAGGCCAAUGUUGUCCCUCUUGACUGCGUCGUCUCCUGAACAUCCUAGCUUCCAUGUCGUAGCGCUUAGCUUGCCUGGUUUUGGCUUUUCAGAGGGUCCACACAGACCAGGCUUUGCUCUUGAUCAAUAUGCUGAGGUGGUAACUCACAAACUCAUGAUCGCUCUCGGGUACAACGAGUAUGUGACCCAGGGAGGCGACUGGGGUUUCCUCAUCACUCGGAGAAUGGCCGCCAAGUAUGGUGGAAAACAUCACAAGGCGUGGCACACCAACUUUCCAAUGGCCGAUCCACCGACCUGGAAAUCGCCCCUGUCUUUCUUGUCGUACUUGCUGACCCCCUUUUCUGCGGAGGAAAAGGCAGGACUUGAGCGCACCGCGUGGUAUCGCAACAAAUCAUCCGGCUACUUUGUUGAACAGAGCACCUUCCCGCAGACGCUCGCUUACGGGUUUACUGAUAGUCCUGUUGCUCUGCUUGGUUGGUUUUACGAAAAACUGGUCAUCUGGACCGACGACUACAAGUGGACUGAUGACGAAGCUCUGACAUGGAUCUCCAUAUACUGGUUCUCCCGUGCCGGGCCUGGUGCUGCCCAUCGCAUUUACUCCGAGGUGUCUGGCGAUUUCUACGAUCUAGGUCGUACUAGUUACCCCACUAUUCCUAUGGGAGCAUCGUAUUUCCCAAAAGAGCUCCUACUUUUACCCUCAGCGUGGCUGCGCAGAUUGAAUAACGUUGUGAUCGAGUCCCAUCACACGUCAGGAGGCCAUUUCGCUGCCUAUGAACGGCCGGAAGCGCUUGUUGAAGAUGUGCGGAAGAUGUUCGCGAAGGGAGGCCCCGCGUUCGCAAUUGUCCCUGGAAGAAGUGGAUAUGCUUGA